Penicillium waksmanii is the source of this 1224-nucleotide messenger RNA. Its product is annotated as inorganic phosphate transporter. Gene Ontology annotation, biological process: phosphate ion transmembrane transport. NCBI's taxonomy places the organism in Eukaryota, Fungi, Ascomycota, Eurotiomycetes, Eurotiales, Aspergillaceae. Bases 1 to 1224 code for a protein of 407 amino acids. Gene Ontology annotation, cellular component: membrane. The transcript has a single exon. The record is from RefSeq and is a predicted model, not a curated record.
AUGGUGCCGGCAGCUACCGCCAAGUACGAUUGGAUUCUCGCUCUUACCACAAUCGCCUUCGUUUUCAGUGCCUUCGGAAAUGGAGCAAAUGAUGUCGCCAACUCUUACGCGACUUCGAUCGCGGCUCGAACCCUAAACAUGGCCACAGCAGGUGUCCUGGCCAUCAUCACAGAGUUCAUUGGUGCUGUGGCAAUGGGCGCCAGAGUCACAGAUACAAUCAAAAAUGGUAUUAUCGGAGUGGACAGAUUUGAGGGGAAGCCUGGUGCUCUCAUGCUGGCUAUGGGCUGCGCCGAGGUUGGCAGUGCAUCAUGGUUGAUGUUUUCCACCAUGGUUGGCUUCCCCGUGUCAACGACCCAGACCAUCGUCGGCGCUCUCAUCGGUGUCGGUUUCGCAUCUCAGUCUUCGAUUAGCUGGGCUUGGGAAAAGGGAAGCGUAUCUCAAGUGGCUGCAUCAUGGGGCAUUGCUCCACUUAUUGCUGCUGCAUUCUCUGCGCUCAUCUUCGGAACACUCAAGUAUGCGGUACUUGAGCGACGCGAUUCGUUCAAGUGGGCCAUGCGUCUCAUUCCAUUCUACCUGUCUAUGACGGGUGCCAUCUUGGCUCUCUUCAUUGUCGUCGAGGCCCCAACUGCACCCUCGCUGGAGGAGUUCGGAGCCGGUAAGGCGGCUGGAAUUAUCCUUGGUGUCUUCUUUGGCUGUCUUCUCGUUUCCUACGUUUUCUUCGUCCCAUAUUUCCAUCGUCGUAUUCUCAAGAAUGAUCCUCGAAUCAGGUUCUAUCAUGUUCCUCUCGGGCCUCUGCUUUUGAGGGAAGACCCUCCUCUCUAUUUCCCGAGCACCAGGGAAUCGGCGGUUACCAACUAUUACGAAGACGCAUAUGGCGAGGUACUCGCUGGACAGAAAGACAUGGUCAAGGACCAAACAACUGCAAAUGCGGAUUCCGUGCUUCCUUCGCCUGAAAUCACACCAAAGCAGUACACCGAGCGACCGGAUGAUGACGAAGAGAAGAAAUUAGAUUCUACGUCUACCCCUGCAGCCAAGCCGCGCACGAAGCACGUUGAGCCCAAAGAAAGAUUCAUCGACCCAGUUAGGGACCUUUCUUGGACGGAUCCCAAGAGAUACUGGGGAUAUACCAAGUGGCUAUUUUUGCAGGGAGUGACAAGGGACGUUGUCACCCACGACUCCCCCCGAACUACGCGCCAUCCACGCCCGAGCGCAUCGAUACGAUGA